UGGCAGGAGCCGCCUCGUCAUUUCCGCCAGGAGAAAAAGACACCGGCGCGGCAGCCGCGGCCGCCGAGAGCCGCGGGAGCCGCUGGGCACGGGAGCGGGCAGAGUCGAGCCAGAGCCCCGCUCGCCGCCGCCAGGGACCGACCUCUCGGCGGGGCCGUCAGCCGCCGCCGCUGCCCGCGGGUUCGCGGGGGCGGGAGGCGUCGGAGCGUGCCGCCCCCUUCUCCCCCUUCCUCCUCCUCCUCCCCCUCCCCGCCGAGCCGGCAACAUGAACUGAAAUCCCCAGAGAGGCACAGAAGCGGCGAGCGAGCGAGCGAGCGAGCGGAGCGAAGGCAAGCGGGGAUAUAGCGGCUCUCUGCUCCGCCGCCGGGAUUCCGGGCAGCGCGGUCCCUCCGCCCCGCACAGCCUCGCCCCUCACCCGGAGAGCGGCGGCCGCCCGAGCCCCGCGCCCCCGAGCCGCCCAUGGCCCUCAUCAUGGAGCCCGUCAGUAAGUGGUCGCCGAGCCAGGUCGUCGACUGGAUGAAAGGUCUUGAUGAUUGCCUGCAGCAAUAUAUAAAGAACUUUGAGAGAGAGAAGAUUAGUGGUGACCAGCUAUUACGAAUUACUCAUCAGGAACUGGAAGAUCUUGGAGUCACACGAAUUGGCCAUCAGGAGCUUAUCUUGGAAGCAGUAGACUUGCUCUGUGCACUGGUAAAUUUCUUGGGGCAAAUGGGGAGGGGUGAACAGGGUUCACAUAUUCACACUUUCUGUGCUCAAACUGUUACUCCUAAAGACUUAUCUAAGCAGCUCAAGAAACUCCUGAUUUAUUUUCUGACAUCAGUAGUGGAUCUGAUUGGAGCAGCUAAAAGUCUUCUGGCUUGGUUGGACAGAUCACCUUUUGCUGCUGUCACAGAUUACUCAGUAACAAGAAAUAAUGUCAUACAACUAUGUCUGGAACUAACAACAAUAGUACAACAGGAUUGCACAGUAUACGAAACAGAGAACAAAAUUCUUCAUGUGUGUAAAACUCUCUCUGGCGUCUGUGAUCACAUUAUCUCGCUCUCUUCUGAUCCACUGGUUUCCCAGUCUGCCCAUCUUGAGGUGAUCCAGCUUACAAACAUCAAGCCAAGUGAAGGGCUGGGUAUGUACAUUAAGUCAACAUAUGAUGGUCUUCAUGUAAUUACUGGAACAACAGAAAAUUCACCUGCAGAUCGGUGCAAGAAAAUCCAUGCUGGGGAUGAAGUGAUUCAAGUUAACCACCAAACUGUGGUGGGGUGGCAGUUGAAAAAUUUGGUGAAUGCACUACGAGAGGAUCCGAGUGGUGUUAUCUUAACUUUGAAAAAGCGACCUCAGAGCAUGCUUACCUCAGCACCAGCUUUACUGAAAAAUAUGAGAUGGAAGCCCCUUGCUCUGCAGCCUCUUAUUCCUAGAAGCCCUACAAGCAGUGUUGCUACUCCAUCCAGCACUAUCAGCACACCUACAAAAAGAGACAGCUCUGCCCUUCAGGAUCUCUACAUACCCCCUCCUCCAACAGAACCUUAUGUUCCAAGGGAUGAAAAGGGUAAUCUCCCCUGUGAUGAUGUUGGCAGACAUAUAGUGGGGAAACCGGUUCAUACAGGAUCUGAAUCUCCAAACUCAUUUCUGGACCAAGAAUAUCGGAAACGCUUUAAUGUGGUUGAAGAAGAUGCAGUUUUGUACUGCUAUGAGUAUGAGAAAGGAAGAACAAGUGGUCCUGGGAGGAGAGAGAGCACACCGACAUAUGGGAAGCUGAGGCCUAUUUCUAUGCCAGUAGAAUACAACUGGGUGGGAGAUUAUGAAGACCCCAAUAAAAUUAAAAGAGAUACUAGGAGAGAAAAUUCAUUGCUUCGCUAUAUGAGCAAUGAGAAAAUAGGUCAAGAAGACUACAUGUUUCAAAGGAAUAGCAAAAAGGAUACUGGGAAAAAGUCCAAAAAGAAGGGAGACAAGAGUAGUAGUCCAAGUCAUUACUCACUGUUGCCUAGUUUACAAAUGGAGUCAUUGAGACAAGAAGUCAUGGGCACACCUGGACCAGAAACUGCUUUGUACCAUACAUUUCAGCAGUCUUCUCUACAGCAGAAAAGUAAAAAGAAGAACAAAGCUCCUAUUCCUGGUAAAAGCAAAAGACGGAUCUCAUGUAAAGAUCUUGGUCGAGGGGACUGUGAAGGCUGGCUUUGGAAAAAGAAAGAUGCCAAGAGUUAUUUCUCCCAAAAAUGGAAGAAGUACUGGUUUGUCUUGAAGGACACAUCUCUAUAUUGGUAUAUCAAUGAAGAGGAUGAAAAAGCAGAAGGAUUCAUCAGUCUACCUGAAUUUAAAAUUGACAGAGCCAGUGAAUGCCGCAAGAAAUAUGCAUUCAAAGCCUGCCAUCCUAAGAUCAAAAGUUUUUAUUUUGCUGCUGAACAUCUAGAUGAUAUGAACAGAUGGCUCAACAGAAUUAACAUGCUUGCUGCUGGCUAUGCAGAAAGAGAGAGGAUCAAACAAGAGCAAGAUUACUGGAGUGAGAGUGACAAGGAGGAGGCUGACACUCCAUCAACACCGAAGCAGGACAGCCCCCCGCCCCCGUACGACACGUACCCACGGCCACCUUCAAUGAGCUGCACGAGCCCCUACGUGGAGCCCAAGCACAGCCGCCUGUCGUCCACGGAGACGUCGCAGUCGCAGUCGUCCCACGAGGAGUUCCGCCCGGAGGUGGCGGGGAGCGCCACCGAGUCCCCGGUGCGCAAGACGGCGAGCCAGCGGCGCUCCUGGCAGGACCUCAUCGAGACGCCGCUCACGAGCUCGGGACUGCACUACCUGCAGACGCUGCCGCUGGAGGACUCCGUGUUCUCCGAGGUGGCCGUGGUGUCCCCCGAGCACCGGCGGCAGUCCACCUUGCCCACCCAGAAGUGCCACCUGCAAGACCACUACGGCCCCUUCCCCCUGGUGGAGGGCGAGCGGAUGCAAGUGCUGAACGGGAAUGGGGGAAAGCCCCGAAGUUUCACUCUGCCUCGGGACAGCGGCUUCAACCACUGCUGCCAGAGCCUCUCAGUCGGCGCUGCCGACCACCACGAAGAAGCACAGCAGAAGGAGGAGGAGGAGGAGGAGGAGGAGGAGGAAGCGGAAGGCAAAGCGGCAGAAGAAAACCAGGAAGAUAAAAUUGAAACUGUAGAGGAAAAAACAGCAGACUCCUUGCAAGAUUUGUACAGAGCCUUGGAGCAGGCCAGCCUGUCUCCUUUAGGAGAACACCGGAUUUCCACUAAGCUGGAGUAUAAGAAAUCUUUUAUAAAGAGAUGUAGCGAUCCAGUAGUCAAUGAAAAACUGCACCAGCUGCGAAUUCUGAAAAGCACUUUAAAGGCCAGGGAAGGAGAAGUAGCCAUUAUAGAUAAAGUUCUGGAUAAUCCAGCCUUGACGUCUAGAGACUUUCAAGAAUGGAAAGAAAUGUACCUUGAUCUCUUCAUGAACACCUAUGAAAGCAGCCCACGGAGGGACUCUGUUAAUGGCUCCUCUGAGGUUGAAGCACUUAUAGCCUCGUUGGCACACACUCACUCUUACAUAGAAACUCAUGUAUGAAAGUCUCUCUUUUUGUCCAUUUGCUACACCCCAGCCCUUUACUUAAGUGCAGAAAGUAGUUUUUAUAUCAAUAUGUGAGAGCUCUAGUAAAUUAUAUUUUAAUGUUACUCAGCUGUGUGAAACUUUCAGUGGUCAAUGAUACCACUUCUUUAAUGAGGAUUUGUAUAUUUUAUAAGCUACCAAUGCUCUGCUUGUGUUUACUUUCUGUGAAUUAAAAAAACAUGAUCUUUAGCUAUUGAAAAAAAGUAUGUAAAAGCAUUUUUGGAAGACUGUGGCCUUCAUGCAGGAAGUUCCACAUGCUAUAAAGCUUUUGUUAUCAAAGGUCAGUUUUACAAUGAUAUUUUAUAUUAUAUAAUUCCAGUAUUGCAUUGCAUUUUUGGAGUGCAGGUACUGUUUUGGUGGUGGGAGAAAACCAAUUUUUAUAUUUAAUGAGAAACUCUAGGAGUUUUCUUAAAUAACAGGGGGAAAGUAUAAUGCAGUGGUUGUAUUUCAGUUUUGUCAAACAUAUAAAAUGGUGAAAAUCAGCAGACAAAAAGUAACUAAUGUGAGUUUAAGUGUCAAAAGGUCAGGUCUUAUUUCCUUGUGCUUUUUUUAAAGCCUCUUGCUAAGGUUUACCAUCACUGCAAAGGAAUGCUGGUUUGUAUUAAAUUAAGACCAAAUUGUGUGUUGUCUCUUAAUCACAUUAGGUUGAUUAAAAAAAAAUAGUCAUGGUACUGUGAUUGAUGAUGCUUUUGCACUGAAGGUAUCAGUAUAAUGUGCAGAUUUGCAAAAGGGAAAAUGUAGACUUUCAACAUCGUUGGUAGCAGCGUUUCUUUAGCCCUGAACAGCAGCAGUGGAAAAGGUUUGCAAUGAAAUGCUUCAAAUCUGAGAUGCUUUGAAGAUUCCCACAAUAGAAAAGGAGUGAAUUGGAUUUUUCAAGUAGUUUCCUAUGUGUUUUCUCAGCUGUGAAAUUUGGCUGUAUUGUAUGCAGGGAUUAUGUCUGAUGAGAGCAGAAUUGAGCAUGGAACCUGAAAAAUAACCAAGGAGUAAAAAAGCCUCUGGUUUGCUUUUGAAGGGGAAGGGAUGUCUCUGGGUUCUGCUGAGUUCACAAGGCAAUUAAAAUGUUUUAAACUUCCAUGAGAUUUGUUAUCUGCUAAAGACAACCCAGUGAAUAUGAGGGGAAAUAGCUCCUUAGAGUUAGGCACAUGCCUGAAAUAAAAGUGUGAGAGAACUCUUAAAUCAUAUAUUUACUUUUUAUGAACUUGGUUUUAAAAAAUGUUAAGAGCAUGACAAAGUAUUUCUGCUGCUCUUCAGUAUUUUGCUGCAUAAGUUAGGACUCAUGAUUUAAUAGUGCUCAUGUGGAAAGGAAAAGCCUCCUGUAUACUUUCAUGAGUUGUACUCUUAACCAACAUGAGACUAUUGCCUGUACAGCUCAGUGAAUGUACUUUAAACUUUAUGAACUCUGAUAUUUCCUGGCAGUUAUAUCCAUGAAGGGAUGAAGGAAAGAAUGGACAGAAAUCCUUUCUUUCUUUCUUUCUUUCUUUC
Lonchura striata (white-rumped munia) is the source of this 5064-nucleotide messenger RNA. The record is from RefSeq and is a predicted model, not a curated record. NCBI's taxonomy places the organism in Eukaryota, Metazoa, Chordata, Aves, Passeriformes, Estrildidae.